Sorex fumeus (smoky shrew) is the source of this 1167-nucleotide messenger RNA. It is a transcript of the gene VSIG1, whose product is annotated as V-set and immunoglobulin domain containing 1. Gene Ontology annotation, cellular component: plasma membrane. Gene Ontology annotation, biological process: maintenance of gastrointestinal epithelium; epithelial cell morphogenesis. The transcript is spliced from 8 exons. The record is from RefSeq and is a predicted model, not a curated record. Lineage: Eukaryota; Metazoa; Chordata; Mammalia; Eulipotyphla; Soricidae. Bases 1 to 1167 code for a protein of 388 amino acids.
AUGGUGUUCACAUUUUGGAAGGUCUUUUUGAUCCUAAACUGCCUUGCAGGUCAAGUUGAUGUGGUGCAAGUAAACAUCCCAGACAAUUUUGUGAACGUGACUGUUGGAUCUGAUGUCACUCUCAUCUGCACCUACACUACUACUGAGAUGUCCAGAGACAAACUUACCAUUCAGUGGUCAUUCUUCCAUAAGAAUGAUAUGCAGCCAAGUACUCACAACUGGUGCCUCAAUACUGAGGGUAUGGAGGAAAAGGCAGUCAGUCAGUGUCUAAAAAUGACGCAUUCAAGAGACGCUCGGGGAAGAUGUAGCUGGACUUCUCAGAUUUACUAUUCUGAAGGUGGGCAAGCUUCAGCCAUUGGACAAUUUAAAGGUCGAAUAGUAGGAUCUAAGGACCCUAACAACGCAUCCAUAACUAUUUCACAUAUGCAACCAUCAGACAGUGGCAUUUAUAUUUGUGAUGUUAACAACCCUCCCGACUUCAGUGGCAAAAAUCAAGGCAUCCUCAACGUCAGUGUAUUGGUUAAACCUUCUAAGCCAUCUUGCAGCAUUCAAGGAAUACCUGAAGCUGGUCAUUCUAUAGCUCUUUCUUGCACCUCAGUGCUUGGGACACCCUCACCUCUGUACUACUGGUAUAAAGUUGAAGGAAGUAACAAAGUUCCAGUAAAAGAAGGUUUUAAUACAGCAACUGGGAUUUUGGUUAUUGGAAAUCUGACUAAGUUCGAACAAGGUUAUUAUCAGUGUACUGCUGUCAACGUCCUUGGCAAUAGUUCCUGUGAAAUCGAUCUAACUUCUUCACAUCCAGAAGUUAUGAUCAUUGUUGGGGCCUUGGUGGCAACGCUGGUAGGCGCUGCUAUUAUCAUUUCUAUUGUGUGCUUCGCAAGAAGAAAAGCAAAAAAAGCAAAGGGGACAGAAAGGAUGAGAAAUACCAACACUGCUACAGAACUUGAGCCAAUGACAAAGAAAAAUCAAAAUACAGAGUCCGAGGCAAUGCUAAAUGAAGAUGCUGCCACACUACCUGCCCAUGAAACUGGCCCUGAUACCAUCAUGGGGUCAGAUCGUGAGCCUGCACCUACCCUUGCCCCAGAACCUGCCCCAGGAUCAGAUCCUGUCCCUGUGCCUGAGCUGGAACUCCCACAGCCACAGCUACAGCCACAACCACAGCCAUAA